This is a messenger RNA of Osmerus eperlanus (European smelt), 1353 nucleotides long. RefSeq names its product cyclin D-type binding-protein 1 (gene ccndbp1). The coding region runs from base 70 to 1101 and encodes 343 amino acids. Gene Ontology annotation, cellular component: nucleus. The transcript is spliced from 11 exons. NCBI's taxonomy places the organism in Eukaryota, Metazoa, Chordata, Actinopteri, Osmeriformes, Osmeridae. The record is from RefSeq and is a predicted model, not a curated record. Gene Ontology annotation, biological process: regulation of cell cycle.
CAAUUCCUACUGUAAAGCGCUAGCUGAACGGUACUGCAGUGUUCCGCGUGUUUACAUGGAUGGUGCGCCAUGAGCGCUGACAAUUCUUGUGAAGACCUUACGGUUCCUUUAAGAAAUCUCCUUAACUCUGUUCAGUGUGUACGAGAUAGAGUCAAAGAUGGGGAGUCCAACGAAUCCAAUGGGGGGUUCAACCUGGCAAACUUCUGGGAUACGCUGAAUCAGGCUGCAAAAGCGGUCUCUCAGGAAGCUACCAAACUAAGCCUUGCCUUCUCAAAGCCCCCACUGCCCUCGCAAGAUGAUGUGGAGAUACUGGCCGGGUCGAUGCAGAAAAGUGUGCUGUCUCUGUCCACAGUCUACUACUGGCUGCCUAAGAGUCAAGGCAUAUCUCUGCGCCGGUUGGUCAGGGACGCCACAUUGGACGGGUUGGACGGAGUGAUUCAGCUGGUGGAGGUCCUGCUCAGUUCUCCUCUGCAGAGUCUUUCUCAGGAGCAGCUGUCCUCCACUGGGGGUGUGUGGUUGGCCUGUGACCAGUUUGCUCACCUGCCCAGCGACAACCAGGCGGCAGUUGGGGGUCUGUUGUCCUCUCACCUGGGGGUAGUGAAGGAUGCUAUCGAGGAGAUGGAGCAGGCGCGGGCGGAGAGCGUGGACCCCCUGAGUAACGAGCUGGAGGACGAGGACGAAGAGGAGCCUCGGGGAAACAUGGACACCUACUGGUCGGAGGGGGACCGGCAGGUGCUGGCGCCGUGCGGGGGGCUGAUGAAGACGGCCGCCGCCUGCCUGAGGAAGCUGUCGGCCGCUGUCAAGGCCAGCGGCAGCGUGGCCACGCCUCAGACCGUGGCACAGCUCGAUGAUCUGGCCGACGUCACCAAGAUGAUCAGCCCUGGAGUCGAUGACCUGGCCCUGACUCUCUACCCCCCUAUGGACUACUCUGGAGUGGAAAACAAUGCCUGCCAGUUGGCAUCCAUACUAAAGAAAGUUCUGGAGAUCAUCAGGUCCAGCCACGUGUGUCUGGAGGCUGAUCUGACCUGGGUUCAGUUUCUAGAACGUGCUGUGGAGCACAACCUGCACAAGAUCCAGGACCUUGUACAGGUCUCCAUCUAGCAGCGCUGUGGGGGUGUGUGGUGGGGUGGGUGUGGUGGGGUGUGUGGUGGGGUGGGGUGGGUGUGGAUGUAUGUAUGUAUGUGUGAAUGUGAACGACUGAGAUAAACAUAGCAUGAGAGAAAAAUGACUGUCAGCUGUGAUGAAAUAUCAUUUAUUUUUCUCAUGUUUGCCAACCCUUCAUCAAUCUGACAGUCAGUGGAGUCUAUUUCCCGAGCAACUGCAAAAUAAACAUUUGCUAAGUGUUCACUCGCA